AGAAAACGAUGUAAGUUCGGCGGGGCAGCUGAAUCAACAAUAUAAGUGCCUAAAGCUGUUCUGUUCAUCGAAUGCAAAUUAUUGCUGGCUUCUGUUAAAGUACAGCACAUUGAACAAACAGUGGACGAAACGGCAUUGCAAAUAAGGUAAAAUUUUUAUUCUAUAUCAACUGUUAUCAUUUGUAUCAUUAUGUCUUCGCUUGGAUAUAUGCCGAAAGCAAUUCAACAAAGUUUCAUGAAUCAUAUUGAUGAGACAAUCCUGCGGGAUAUAAUUGUUCAAAUUGAAUGAAAUCAAGCACGUCUGGGAGAUAAAUUUUGAAAUAGUAUAUCGGUUCGAAUAAAGUUAUAGAAAAAAGGAUACAGAAUAGAAUUCAAUCCUUACAGCUUUAGAUAUCUGUGACCCAAUUAAGUCUCAGAUCAAAUUCAACAUUCAACGGCAUGAUCGGAUUCGUUUCAUAAGACCAGAUAAUAAAAUUGGAUUUUCAAUUCAGAUACACUUAGUGAGCGGCUAUAAGCAAUAUACUUAGCUACCGAGUAUAAUUCUUACGGUAAAAAAUGACUGAUUUUGCCAAAUUGACGAGCCGAGUGAAGGAUCCGGAAGUUAUAUUUCGUAGCAACAAAGACAUAUAGUCAAAUACAAAGAAUUACGAGUACAUUUUGAAACCUCACAAUUAUUUCGCCAUCAAUUUUGUAAUUUUUUAACAGGUUUUGUCUAUAGCUUUGGGGAAUGAAUGUUCAGUAUAGUAUCGACUGUAUCGUAUUUUUUUGCCAGUAAUAUAUUUGGUGGCAAUGUAACACUUUGAAAAUGCCCUACAUGCAUUCUCAGUCGGGGUAUAAUAUCUUGUUAAUUAACAUUCUUUGUCGUAGUUUUAAUGCAAAAUAGCCUUAUCGCGGCUAAUUUCAUGCUAAAACCAAACUCAAUGAAACGUAGCAGUAGCGAGGGUGAAAAGCGGAUACGGAGCGGAGCAGGCGGACGGAGCGGAUAUGUGGAUUACGCGCGGAGCGGAUAAGGUGGAAAAGGCGGCAAAAAUAAUACCAACUGGUAGAAGUAAGCUAUUUACAGGGAUUGGGAAAAGAACUAAGCUAUAUUGUUUAGUGGUAUAUAUAUUUCUAACAUACGUUAUUUUAUUGUUACAUCACAGGUAUGAGGAGUUUAUUAUAGGAGGUUGGUCGUUCCGCAAACCGUCGUAUUUUUGUCUCCUUCACCGUUAACAGCCUGUUUUAUAUUCGUGAAAAUCUUAUAUAGUAAAAGUUUAUCGGCCAGGGACUUCGCAACGACGAGAGGGAAAAGAUGGCAGAUUUUCGUUGAGAAACAUUUAACUGAUAUAUAUUCAAGAAUCUUGCGAAGCAGCUUUAUAGUUGCAUGGGGUGCGAGAUGUGAUAGAAUUUUACCUAAAUAGGAACUUAAAUGCUAAAAUGUUACCUUCAAUGUUACUACCAUUACCGUUGUGUUUGUGAGCUUUCUUUAUCUGUCUUCAUAAUUUUUUGAAAGAAAAACGGCCGUUAACGCUGUUUAGAGAGCCAGCAAAUAUGCGACAUUAGUCGAAAAUGUAUUGCACAGAAAUCCCACCCACAUUACAAUUGUAUUAUAAUGGGCUGGCUAUUAAAUUAAAUAAAAUUAAAUUAAAUUAAAUUAAAUUAAAUUAAAUUAAAUUAAAUUAAAUUAAUAUAACAUGUGCACAAUGACAUUUCUGGUUAUCUCAAUUCCUAUAACUCAAACAUGGUAUAUUAUUAGUGUGCUUGUUAAAAUACCUGUAUGCAUGAAGGUAAAUUUCAAAAGUAUAGAGAUGGAUUAAUGAGAACGAGUGCCGUUACUCAAAAGGAGUUUAAAUUUGUCAAUUAUAGCGUUUUAUUUUAGAUAUUUAACGAGAUCGAUGAUCUAUGUAUUGAAAUAAAACUAUUUUGCAUAGUUUUACGCUUGUAACAAAACAUGGCAUCGACAGUGUGUUGCAGACACCUUUUAAGCUUGGCUGGUCGUCUAGUUAUAAAUAUUUACACUGCGGUUUCCGGUUUAAACAAAGUUUACCCGUCUGGACUCUGGAACUAAGAUAGUUAGAGCGGUGCACCGGAAUCGCAGAUUCUGUCUGUAGAGCCUAUAUAAUUGCAUAUUUCCCAAUUGCUCCUGGUUAGUCUUAUAAAUGUAUUAAAUACACUCGAGAUUUCCAUCCGCAUAAUCCUGAUAAGAAAUAUGUUACUCUGUUUAGCAAGACGUGGGAACAAUGAGCGAAGUUGCGGUAGAAGAAGAAGAAAUGGAGUUGGAAAGGAAAAUGGAGGAUACAACUGAGAAAGAAGAUGACUUAUUUUAUAUGCAAGAUGGAAAUGGAGAAAAACAGCUCAUAGAAAUCGACGAUAUCAAAGAAAUCAAUGAAAAGUGCCAUAAAACUACGUGAGUUUUCUCUAUAUUGCACACUUUCGAAAAAUGCCGAUUAACUACGUGAAAAAUACAACAACAACCUCGGCGUUUCGAGCGAAAAUCCUUCGUUUUGAAGUUAGAGGCUACGAAGGGCCAUCGCUCGAAACUUUGAAGUUGUUUUCAGGUAGUUGAAUCGUCGCAAUUUGACAAGCUUUAUUUCCGUUUUUAAAAUUUCAAUGAACAUUUUUUCUAAGCUUCAUAGCACUACAUUUAAACUUUAGUCUUGAACUCUCCACAAAAGGUGCAUGCAGUACUUGCAGUUUAUUUAACUUUUUCCCAAAUGCCCUCGUUUUAUAUGUUUGCCUGUUUUAGCGCACAUGAUGGUUAUAUCUCCAUGUUUUGCAUACAAAUUUUGUUUCUCUUUGAUCUUGAUCCGAAUCACAAGCCUACCCUUAACCCAUUGUGCAGGAAACACGAGGGAAUGAAAAUGAGGCCGUUGGGACACAAGUACAAUAAACAGUCUAUUAUAUUAACCCACAAAAAAUUCAUUUGAUAAAUCAAGAUAGGAAAUAGAAGAACAAUUUAAAUAUCUCAUACUAUAUAUAUAUGCUGUGCUGAGUGGCUAUAUUACUACCUGAAAGAAACAAGCAGAAACUCGACGUUUCGAACGAAGGCCCUUCGUCAAGAGUUAGUAGCAGGGAUCGGGAAAAAUGUACGGACUUCUAUACUAAAAGUAUGAAAGCAUCACGUGACAAAAAUAAACCAAUUAGAUGGAUUUAAUCAUAACAAAGUGUAAGCAAAAUAUGUAAAUCGCAUUACAGAAUAUAAUAUAAUACAAAAAUAUAAAAAUAUACAGGAAGCUAAGAAAAUUACUACAAAAAAUAACCGAAACAAAACAGAAGUGGGAAUAAGGUAAGAAAUAAAAGUAAUAAAUAGAUAAAUGCCGUCAAUGUCUGCUAUAGAUAGGCAAGGACAGAUGGAAUUAAACAAAGGAAAAGCGUUCAUUAAUACCAGAGGAGUGAACAGUGCAAAGUUUGGAUAUGAGGCGCAUUUCAUGUCUUGUGCGUCUAUCGUUACUUCCAGAAAUGGGACAGAGGGCUUGAAUUGCCAUAUCUGAAACACUGUGAUUGUGAUUACCAUUAUUAAAACGUCUGGCAACAGGUUGGUUAGCAUCAUUGCCAAUAACUGCACGCCGAUGCUCACCAAACCUUGUCCUUAAACAUCUUCCAGUUUCCCCAAUGUAAAGCAUGCCACACCUGCUGCAAGAGAUGCAGUAGAUGAGAUGGGAGGAGGCGCACGUGAAAUGGUGCUUGAUGAUUUAGAUUCCGAAUUCAGAUUUAGGUGCCGAAACAAUAGUGCUAGAAUCUACAAAAUCACAGGUUUUACAUUUCGGCGACAGGCAAGGAAGAGUGCCUUUCUGUGACGCCGAAAGCGUCACUUGUGUUUUGUUUUGAUUAUUUUUUGCCCAUAAUUGUCUUAGCUUCCUGUAUAUUUUUAUAUUUUUGUAUUAUAUUAUACUCUGUAAUGCGAUUUACAUAUUUUGUUUACACUUUGUUAUGAUUAAAUCCAUCUAAUUGGUUUAUUUUUUGUUACGUGAUGCUUUCAUGCUUUUAUAAAAGCAUUUCCCGUGCAUUUUCCACGAUCCCUGCUACUAACUCUUGACUUGACGAACGGCUUUCGCUCGCAACGUCGAGUUUCUGCUUGUUUCUUGCAGGUAGUAAUAUGGUUACUCAGCACAGCAAUUUCACAUUGGUAUUACACACACUGGUACAGACAGUCUUAGCAUACUAUAUAUGGACAAUAUGGUAUAAGUACAGUACAUGCUUUUACUUUGCUAAUGUUUUUUCUACAUCAAGUUUUCCACUUUUUGCAGAACUUUUCAAAGUCUAAUGCAUCUUUUAAAAGUGAGUAUUGGAACUGGUAUUCUUGGCCUUCCUGUUGCUGUAAUGAAUGCUGGAGUUGUGGUAAGUAUUAGACCCCUGCACCUGCGGCUCAUAUUUCUGAAGUACUAUGAAUAAUUUCACCUCAACUUCCCAUGAAGAAAGUGCUGCUCAAUCCGCCGUGCCUUUCGACUCUGUGAGUCGGUCUCAAUAGGUUUGUUUGGCAAAUGAAACAACAAGGCCGACGAAGCAUGUUGAAUAACAAUAGUUGUCAAAUUUUGAGAUCGCUGUAACCAGGUCAUGGUCAAAAUUAUUUCAUUUACUUGAGUUUAUUAAUAUUAAUGCACAUCUCAAUCAGCAACCUCGUUUCGAGAACUUUUUCUCAGAAGAUCUCGCGCGGGAUGGCAUCGUGGGCAUCGUGCAUACAACACGAUGAUGUUAUACAAUGUUACUUGAAGUUGGAAACUGAGAUGGCAGACUCCUCAAAGGCUAUCUAACUAUAUAUCCGGGAUGACUUUGAUUAAAUAAAUUUCGUGUUUGUUGUGUCAAUGUCGUAUAGGUUGGACCAAUAUCUUUGUUUAUCGUGGCUAUUAUUACAACACAUUGUAUGCUCAUAUUGGUGGACAGUGCGAGGGAACUUUGCAAGCUGUAAGUAAGAAAUUCCAGGACAAUUACAAAAGCUCGUCUUCGACUGAUCAUGCAAAUCAGCCGCUGCUAUUUUAAUAUCAAAAGUACAUGCCAACAAAUAUCUCAUGCACUUUGCUUCAAAUUUUGCAGGAGUAAACGAUCAUCACUAGAUUAUGGCGAAACAGCAGAAGAGUGUUUUCGCAUCGUAACUCCUUCACACGCAAGGAAAGGAAGGUAUAAGGAUCAGGGAUGAAGAUCCAGCACUUGCAUGGGCGUCAUGAUUGGUGGUGGUGUGUGUGUGUGUGUAAGCACUACAAUAUUUCCAGAAUCCCAAACACCUGACUCACUGAUGUGCCAAAUUCUAUCCCAGCAGCAAGUUUGCUGGUGUAAAUCCCAUUUCUCCAUAAAAAUAGGAAAAUUCCAGCUCCCAUAUUCUACCCUUCACAAUCCUUACAAAAAUGUAAUGUUUUUUUUUAAAAAAGCACAUGCCUAUUAAACUAUUUUGUAAAUAGUUUAUGUUCACGUCCCCCCAUGAAAAUCAGUCGAAAGUUUGCUGGGGCCAGCGUGAGAAAAUAAAGUCUAUGCAUGUAUGCGUCUAUGUAUAGAGAUACCAAAAGAUACCAAACUAGCCAUACUAACAUGUGUAGGGUUGUCAAAUAUUUUGCGGAUUUUUCAGUUUAGUGGACAUUUUAGAACUGUGUAGUGUUCUUAGACACCUUGUAUAGAAGGAACUAUAAAUGUAUCGACUAAUUAAAACCUGUGUUCCUUUAUAGAUACACAGUGAACAUCGUGCUCUGUAUAACUCAAGUUGGCGUCUGCACUGUUUAUGUUCUUUUUGUAGCGAAAAACAUUGAGCAGGUUAUUGCACGGUUUUUUAUUUUAUUGAAAUGAAAUUUUUAUCCAUGCAAUUAUAUAGUAGGCUGUAUACAGGGUGUAUCAAAAAAAACGCAACCUCGGAAUUUCCUAAGAAAUCACUUUGCAAUUCUUAAGCAUAAAAGAUUUUAGGCCCCUGGGAAUUGAAAUCGGAUUGUUAAUAGAUCAUAUUACUGUUGUUGUGCAUUAAAUAAAUGCAUAAAUUUUGCUUUAUGCACCCGCGUGUGCAGUAAUUUUGACAGUUGUGCUAUUUUAAAUUCCCAGGCGCCUAAAAUCUUUUGUCUUUAAAACAAUGUGGAUUUUUGGGAAAUUCCGAGGUUGCGCUUUUUUUGAUACACCCUGUAUAAUGGACAACGCAUGGCUUUGUAAACCUGAUACUUAUUAUACAGGGUGUCUCAAAAAAACCGCUACCCUUGGAAAUUCACCAUCGUUCUAAUUUGAAUGCCUGAGUGCUAUCUUGAACUCAUGGGUGCAUGAACAAUUUGAAUGGACAAUAAGACAAUAAAUACUCUUUGCUCUGUGCUCAGUUGAGCCAUUUGCUUGACAUUCACUAAUAUGUAAUUGAACGAUUUUCGUGCAGUUAUACUUUUGUAUGAACCUACUUUCAAUUCCCAGGAUAAACAAUUUCGCUUUUCAAAGAUAUUUUAAUUCCGAAGAUCUUUAAUAUAUGCAUCCUGUGAAAAUGUUUACGCAUUCAUGGCUUCAACAAGGUUCAGGCAUUCAAAUUAGAACAAUGGUGAAUUUCUAAGGGUAGCGGUUUUUUUGAGAUACCCUGUAGAGUUCUUUGUGUAAAACCCUCCUUUAGAGAAUAAUAAUAAUAUACAGUGUGUCUCAAAAAUAGGAAACCUUUAGAAAUUCACCUUAUUGUUAUAAUUUGAAUGCCUGAGCACUAUGCUGAACCCACGCAUGUGUAAAAUAUUGACAGGGUGCAUGUAUUAAAAAAGGAGACCUUCAGGAAUUAAAAAUAUUUUCUGCUCCUGGGAAUUUAAAAUAGCUUCUAAUAGCAUAAAGGAGAAUAACAAUACAAAAAUGGUCAAAUUACAAAUUAGUCGUACUAUCAGUUCUAAGGUUCAACUGACUUUCACUGUUCCGGGCAGGCUUGAAAAAUAAAAUAUGCCUGGGCAUGGCCAUGGUGGGAAUCGAACCUACGACCUUUGGAAUACUAGCCCAAUGCAAUGCUCGGCCAACUGAGCUACGCGGUCAGGUCGGUUCGAGUAACCGACCUGACCGCGUAGCUCAGUUGGCAGAGCAUUGGGCUAGUAUUCCAAAGGUCGUAGGUUCGAAUCCCACCGUGGCCAGGCAUAUUUUUCAAGCCUGCCCGGUGCGGAUAUAUAUAUAUAUAUAUAUACUCAGAGUAACAUCGCAAGCAUCUUAUUCACCUGAGUACACUACACCAACACAGCAAAUAUCAUGACUUUUACUGUUUUACGCGCUGCGUUAAAUUAAUCAGCACAUAAUCUUAUGUUGAAGGAAACCAAACACUUUUAAAUAACCAUACAUAAAAUCAUGCAUUAGCCUGCUCAGCAGCCCCACACAAAAAUUUGAAACGGCAAAUAUUUCCGGUUUCCUUAGAAGGAAAUUUCGGACUGCGAGCAGGCUAAUCAGUCAUGCAUUAUUUAUGCAGUGUGAUUUAUUCGAUCUAAACCAGGGUACUUAUGUAAACAAUGCGUGUUAGUAGCGCACGUUUUAAAAAUUGUUGGUCGUUUAUAAAACAGCAUUUCAAAAUACUGCUAUGCGAUUCAAAAAUGUCUCGUUUAGAACAUUUUUCAAUCUCAACUGACAGGGUGCACGCAAUAUAAUGUUUCAAUGUUUUAUUCGAGUCAAUGUACAUGUUGCCAUUUCCCAGUUUCCGCGCGGUUUUGCAAUGUAUUUUGAGAUCGUUAGGGGAAUUUCAUUCUUUGUCAUAUGUCAAAACCAAGAUAUGUUUAAAAUGUAAAAGAUUGUUUAAUUAAAGUAAGCAAAAAUGUUAAAAAUAAUUAAAUGGUUUUGAAGAUUUUAAGUUUUGAAAAUUUGUCGGCAAUAUCAGAGGCAAUCCAUCCUUAAAUUAAUUAAAUGAACGGAAUAACGACCUAUUUACCCUUAUAGUAUUUUUGAAUUUGUCAUUUAAUUUGAUAGGUACUAAUAGUAUUACUAUAGCCAAAUAUAUCAACUUGUCAAUCUAGUUGUCGCUUUAAUUACAGGUGCUGAAGCAACUUCACGUUGUGGAUCUGUCUGUGAAAGUCUGGAUCCUGAUUCUGUGCCCGAUGCUCAUUUUAUUUAUCAUGAUACGAAACCUUUCAUCGCUAGCUUGGUUGUCUACAUGUGCAAACUGUCUAAUGGCAUUCGCAAUUGUAUCGAUAUUUUUUUAUUUAAUCCCAAAUACCGGCAGUCCAAGUCGAUUACCAAAGUUUGCAGGAUGGUCUAUGUUUCCUCUUUUCUUUGGCGUAGCCGUGUUUGCAUUUGAAGCAAUACCAAUAGUAAGUAUGGCUGGUCUAAGUUUGCAUACUUCAAUGCAGUAACAGUUCACCUCUUGAAUCUUCAUCUUGAAUCUUCGUCUUGAACCUUUAUCUUGAAUCUUCAUCUUGAACCUUUAUCUUGAAUCUUCAUCUUGAAUUUUCAUCUUGAAUCAUCAUCUUAAAUCUUCAUCUUGAAUUUUCAUCUUCAAUCAUCAUCUUGAAUCUUCAACUUCAUCUUGAACCUUCAUCUUGAAUCUUCAUCUUGAAUCUUCAUCUUGAAUCUUCAUCUUGAAUCUUUAUCUUGAACCUCCAUCUUGAAUCUUCAUCUUGAAUCAUCAUCUUGAAUCAUCAUCUUGAAUCUUCAUCUUGAAUCUUCAUCUUGAAUCUUCAUCUUGAAUCUUCAUGUUGAACCUUCAUGUUGAAUCUUCAUCUUGAAUCUUCAUCUUGAAUCUUCAUCUUGAAUCUUCAUCUUGAAUUUUCAUCUUGAAUCAUCAUCUUGAACCCUCAUCUUGAAUCAUCAUCUUGAAUGUUCAUCUUGAAUCAUCAUCUUGAAUUUUCAUCUUGAAUCAUCAUCUUGAAUCUUCAUCUUGAAUUUUCAUCUUGAAUCUUCAUCUUGAAUCUUCAUCUUGAAUCAUCAUCUUGAAUGAUCAUCUUGAAUCAUCAUCUUGAAUCUUCAUCUUGAAACUUCAUCUUGAACCUUCAUCUUGAAUUUUCAUCUUGAAUCUUCAUCUUGAAUCAUCAUCUUAAAUCUUCAUCUUGAAUCAUCUUCUUGAAUCUUCAUCUUGAAUCAUCAUCUUGAAUCAUCAUCUUGAAUCAUCAUCUUGAAUCAUCAUCUUGAAUCAUCAUCUUGAAUCUUCAUCUUGAAUCAUCUUCUUGAAUCUUCAUCUUGAAUCUUCAUCUUGAAUCUUCAUCUUGAAUCUUCAUCUUGAAUCUUCAUCUUGAAUCAUCAUCUUGAAUCAUCAUCUUGAAUCUUCAUCUUGAAUCCUCAUCUUGAAUCUUCAUCUUAAAUCUUCAUGUUGAACCUUCAUGUUGAAUCUUCAUCUUGAAUCUUCAUCUUGAAUUUUCAUCUUGAAUCAUCAUCUUGAACCCUCAUCUUGAAUCAUCAUCUUGAAUCUUCAUCUUGAAUCAUCAUCUUGAAUUUUCAUCUUGAAUCAUCAUCUUGAAUCUUCAUCUUGAAUUUUCAUCUUGAAUCUUCAUCUUGAAUCAUCAUCUUGAAUCAUCAUCUUGAAUGAUCAUCUUGAAUGAUCAUCUUGAAUCUUCAUCUUGAAACUUCAUCUUGAACCUUCAUCUUGAAUUUUCAUCUUGAAUCUUCAUCUUGAAUCAUCAUCUUGAAUCUUCAUCUUGAAUCAUCUUCUUGAAUCUUCAUCUUGAAUCAUCAUCUUGAAUCAUCAUCUUGAAUCAUCAUCUUGAAUCAUCAUCUUGAAUCAUCAUCUUGAAUCUUCAUCUUGAAUCUUCAUCUUGAAUCUUCAUCUUGAAUCUUCAUCUUGAAUCUUCAUCUUGAAUCUUCAUCUUGAAUCUUCAUCUUGAAUCAUCAUCUUGAAUCAUCAUCUUGAAUCUUCACCUUGAAUCAUCUUCUUGAAUUUUCAUCUUGAAUCUUCAUCUUGAAUCUUCAUCUUGAAUCAUCAUCUUGAAUCAUCAUGUUGAACCUUCAUGUUGAAUCUUCAUCUUGAAUCUUCAUCUUGAAUUUUCAUCUUGAAUCAUCAUCUUGAACCCUCAUCUUGAAUCAUCAUCUUGAAUCUUCAUCUUGAAUCAUCAUCUUGAAUUUUCAUCUUGAAUCAUCAUCUUGAAUCUUCAUCUUGAAUUUUCAUCUUGAAUCUUCAUCUUGAACCUUCAUCUUGAAUCAUCAUCUUGAAUGAUCAUCUUGAAUCAUCAUCUUGAAUCUUCAUCUUGAAACUUCGUCUUGAACCUUCAUCUUGAAUUUUCAUCUUGAAUCUUCAUCUUGAAUCAUCAUCUUGAAUCUUCAUCUUGAAUCAUCUUCUUGAAUCUUCAUCUUGAAUCAUCAUCUUGAAUCAUCAUCUUGAAUCAUCAUCUUGAAUCAUCAUCUUGAAUCUUCAUCUUGAAUCAUCUUCUUGAAUCUUCAUCUUAAAUCAUCAUCUUGAAUCAUCAUCUUGAAUCAUCAUCUUGAAUCUUCAUCUUGAAUCAUCUUCUUGAAUCUUCAUCUUGAAUCUUCAUCUUGAAUCUUCAUCUUGAAUUUUCAUCUUGAAUCAUCAUCUUGAAGCUUCAUCUUGAACCUUCAUCUUCAAUUUUCAUCAAGAUGAUGAUUCAAGAUGAAGAUUCAAGACGAUGAUUCAAGAUGAAGAUUCAAGAUGAAAAUCUUGAAUCUUCAUCUUGAAUCAUCGUCUUGAAUCUUCAUCUUGAAUCAUCAUCUUGAAUCAUCAUCUUGAACCCUCAUCUUGAAUUUUCAUCUUGAAUUUUCAUCUUGAAUUUUCAUCUUGAAUCUUCAUCUUGAAUUUUCAUCUUGAAUUUUUAUCUUGAAUCUUCAUCUUGAAUCUUCAUAUUGAAUCAUCGUCUUGAAUCUUCAUCUUGAAUCAUCAUCUUGAAACUUCAUCUUGAAUCUUCAUCUUGAAUUUUCAUCUUGAAUCGUCAUGUUGAACCUUGAAUCUGUACUUCUUCAUACUAAUCAUCACUUUGGCUUUUACGUUUUUAGGGUUCAUCCAUGUUAAUCCUGUUCAUGGGCGCUCUGUCCGAAAGCACGAUUUUUUAAUAGCUUUUUAAUAUUUUAACUAAAUAAAAUUAAUGAACCUUCAAACGCCAAUAUCUCGUUCCUUCCACCUACGCACUUUUCAUUUUCGUUUCCAUCUUCACUUCACCUUCACGUUGAAUCUUGAACUACACGUUUUACCUUCAGAUUGAAUAUUAAACUAUACUUUGAUAUUCAAAUUUAUUUCGAACUUUAAUCUCGUCCAGUUAUUAUUCUAUGGCCUCAAAUAAAUUCUCGUUUCCCGACAAAAAUUACUGGCAAUCAGGCUGUACAUCACGUUUAACGACACAAAAAUCCGUAAUAUUUAUUACUAGACAUUUCACAGCGGGAAUAAAUUUGGGCAAUUCACGGCCAUAGGCGUACGGGGCCGCAUAACACAAAUUUUCCAAAAAUCACAAAAUUUGCCAAAAAAUUUACUUAAUUUUAGACAAAAUUGACAGAAUUUGUCCCAUUUUUUUUAAUUGCAAACCAAAAUUGCCCGACUGUUGAUCGAAUAUUGCCCGACUGCCCAAAAAAUGGGAAAUUGCCCGACUGCCCAAAAAACUGGGGGGGGGGGCUACCGCCCCCCCCCGCCCCGUACGCCUAUGUUCACGGCUCAAGAAAAUGACCUUUUCUUUCCGCUCUCCACAUCCGUAUCUUGCUUAUAUUGUUCAAUUUAUUGUUCAGGUACUUCCAUUGGAAAACGAAAUGAGAGAACCAAAACGUUUUCCAGAUGUUGUAAAAUAUGGAAUGACUGUAGUGAUGGUAGUCUACAUUUCUAUGGGAACUUUUGGCUAUCUUACGUGUACAGAUCACUGUGAAGGAAGCAUUACUUUAAAUUUACCUGGAACAGCGUAUGUAUAUAUAUAUAUUGAUAGUUUUGCUAAACUUUUAGCAGUGCCAAAUAUUGAUUUCAGAAUACUUGACAAUUUAAUUCAGUGGGAGACAAUUUAAUUCAGUCACAGAGAGCUUCAUAUUAUACACAACACUGUCUGCUGACAAUUGCGCACCUCUCCCCACUUUUUCAUCGUAUUUUGAAGUAAUAUUUCAAGUCGACCAUGAGGAAUGGACUAGAUUUCAAGUCCGUGCAAUUUGAUCAAGUCUGAGGCGAAGCCGAGUCGAAGCACUGAAUUAAUUUUGAUCCAGUCCUAGGACUGGGUCAAUAUACUUCACCAGAUAUCCAGUAAAAUAAAGCAAUAUGGUUAAUGGCUAAUUUAAGCAUGCAUUAUUAAUGAGUUUGAGAUCGAAUCUGAAACUACACUCUGAAUAAUAUCAAACUGAAUUCUCUAAUUUCUUUCAGGUUCUUCUCAAUAGUAAAAUUGGCCGUGGCAGUUUCCGUGUUUUUUUCUUACUUCAUUCAAGCCUAUGUGCCAUUAAAAAUUGUCGAACCAUGGAUAUUCGAGCAAAUCCCAGAAAAACGACAUUUCAUAACAGAUACUGCAAUCAGAGCACUCCUGGUCUUGUUCACAUGUAAGUAGACCUAUAAGCAUUUGUUGGGCGCACGAUAACAGAUUUUACAUGCAUUGCUUUUGAAGGAAUACAGUUUAUAUAGGAAAUUUAUCGAAAUUUCAUUUGCUUCUACUAUACAACCGGACCAGAAUAGUAUAGCUGGUGCACAAUUAAAAAUGCCUGUCAAAAUCACGUUUUUCCACCGUUAGGAGUCGCUUGUAAACCUCUGAUAUUGUCUGAGUAUUGAAUUAUUCUCAUUUCGGAUUCAAAUUUAAGUCGCUUGAAUAAAGAUGGCGCAACGCAUGUGUAAGCAUCAAGUUUUGGUAAAUUUCGCAUCACAGUUUCGCAUCGCAAUCGAGUACUUAAAACAUUUUACAAAACUGGAAGUUUAAAUGGACAAGCAUUUGGGUAAAUGUUCGAAAAUUGGAAGACCAACUAAAUCCUAAGAAUACGAUUUCAACCGACCACCUUAAAUCGAAUCGUAUUUGCCAUUUGGGCAUUUUUUAUGACAAUGAUUUAAUAAAGGUGUCAAAUGACAGCUAAAAACCUGAUUUUAUGUCAAUGUUAGAUUAUCUUUUUUGUACACCCUGCAUGUAUACGAGUCUUCUGAAAGAAGAAUGCGUCCUUACAUUUAGAGAAAGUGAAUUUAUUUCAAUCAAAAUUUAUAAUUCAUUUUUUCCAGGUGGGUUAGCAGCGGCAGUUCCACAACUACACAACGUGAUCUCAUUGGUUGGAGCGCUCACGAUGUCAUUACUGGGCUUCGUUUUCCCCGUUGUUAUACAUUCAAUAACAUUUUAUAACGAUCUUUCAUGGAUAGUACAUGCUAAAAAUGUCGCUAUAUUCGUAUUUGGCAUCUUGGGAUGUCUCGCUGGAACUUACACAGCAAUUUACAAUAUUAUUAAAACGUUGCAAAAAUCAUGAAUUAGCUAUUAUAGCCUAAGUAUGGAUGCAGUAGAUAUAAAUAAUGAAAAAAAUCAUAUCCUCAUGGCGGACGAUAUUUUUCACAUGUGAAAUUUAUGGUCUCAGCCUUUUCAUUGCCAUUAGACCAUUGGUAGGACGAAUUUUCUCAAUUGUAGUGAAAAGCAUGCAGUGAAAACGAUUUAGAAUAUCACAAUAACAGCAUAAAAAUAUUAGAGAUCUGAUGCAUCUUCCCACUGGAGUUCCGAUAGAAAUGUAAUAAACACAAACAAUUCACGAAAACGCCGUUCAUUCAUCUUGUUUUUUUCUUGUUUUUAUUCGGGGUAUAUAUUCAUGCCUCGCUCUUCACGAGUUGUCAGCCGUUAGGGUUAGAGUCAGGGUAAGGAUAGGGCUCAGCAUUCAUAAACAGCGAGACAUGAAUUUAUAACCUGUAUUUAAAACUGCUGCUCUCUAUAACUUUACAUACCACAGGCUCAACCUACACAUAACUCAGCUGUCUGCUAGCAUGCAGAUAACAGCACAUGUGUAGGUUGCGUGUUCCAUAUUUAACUGUAAGCUAUUGGCCAAUCAGAGGACACAUAGUGACCACAAUGUAUAAUUAUAAUAAAUCAAAUUACAAUAUUUAUUCUAAGAGAUAUUUAUAUUUAUUUAAUUGGCUAUAAUUAAGUGUAUAUUUUAAGAAAUGACGACUAAAAAGUAUGUAUUUAGAUAAUAAAUAAAUUCAUUUCAAUGUGUAUAUUUAUUUUGUUAGAAAGAUAUACGAGAUGGAUGAUAUACGUUCUUACUCUUUAGACUUCAUCCAGGCUUUAGGGACCGGUCAUAAAGUAUGUGUGCUACAGGAGGGUAAGUUGGGGACACUAAUUCGGACAAUGCCGGACAAGGGGGGAGGGG
Messenger RNA from Paramuricea clavata, 14105 nucleotides. The record is from the annotation of a GenBank genome assembly. Lineage: Eukaryota; Metazoa; Cnidaria; Anthozoa; Malacalcyonacea; Plexauridae.